Molecule: messenger RNA, 975 nt
Organism: Ichthyophthirius multifiliis
Lineage: Eukaryota; Ciliophora; Oligohymenophorea; Hymenostomatida
Product: mt-a70 family protein, putative
Exons: 3
Cellular component (GO): RNA N6-methyladenosine methyltransferase complex
Source: RefSeq, a predicted model, not a curated record
AUGUCAACAAAAAUAAAUCUUCGUCCAAAAACAAAGGAAAACUACGAUAUAGAAGAUUAUAAUUUUUCCGAUACUGAAAAUUCUUUAAAAUUAAAAAAAAAACCUUACAAAAAGCGUAAAACAGUAAUAACAAGUGAAAACGAGAUAAAAAACACUAGUACAAGUGAUGAAAGUGUCAAAACAAUACCAAAAAUUCCCGAAAAUGAAACUGAAAAUGAUUCUGAAAGCGAAAACAUUCUCGAUCGUCUUCCUAAAUCAAAAAAAUCAUUGAAAAAUCUACUACAAUAAGUAGAAAAGAAAAUCUAAAUAUACAAAUCUUAAUUCUUUAAGGAGUAAUAUGACAUAAACAACGGUAAAAAAAGCCUUAUUCCCGAUAAUUCUAUCCCUAUCUGCCAAGAUGUGACCAAAUUUGAUUUUCAAAGCCUAAAAUUAGCACAAGAAAAGCACUCAGGUUAACUUUUUGAUGUCAUAAUGAUGGAUCCACCAUGGUAAUUGUCAUCUUCUUAGCCUUCUAGAGGUGUAGCUAUAGCAUAUGAUUCCUUAUCAGAUGAAAAAAUAUAGAAUAUGCCUAUAGAAACAUUAUAAAAAGACGGAUUUAUAUUCGUUUGGGCUAUUAAUGCCAAAUAUAGAUUGACAUGUAAACUUAUAGAAAAUUGGGGAUAUACACUAGUCGAUGAAAUUACUUGGGUUAAAAAAACUGUAAAUGGAAAAAUCGCUAAAGGGCAUGGUUUUUAUCUAUAACAUGCAAAAGAAAGUUGUUUAAUUGGAGUCAAAGGAAAUGUAUUAAAUAAUGAUAAAUUUUAAAAAAAUAUAUCUAGUGAUGUAAUUUUUAGUGAAAGAAGAGGAUAAAGUUAAAAGCCAGAAGAAAUUUAUCAAUUAAUAUAAGAAUUAUGUCCUAAAGGGUAUUAUUUAGAGAUAUUUGCAAGAAGAAAUAAUUUACAUGAUAAUUGGGUAUCUAUAGGAAAUGAACUUUGA